AUGAGACCUUCAUUUGUAUCUUUGAAAUCGGUUAGGGUUCCACUUCCAACCCCAACUAUAAAACCCUUCGAAAUUCCACCACUUUCAUCCAUUAGUUAUAAGAACUUGCCAAACACUGGUUUUGGCAUCCACAACUAUUCUAUCACCAAGACCAAGUUCAAGCACUGGCCAGUAUACUUGAAGAUCCAGAACACCAAGAUCAGUACCGAAGUAAAGAGAAUUCAGGGAGAUGUUGUCCAAUUUAAGAAUGAUUUGUUAGCCUUGAACCCUAACCUUGAAAUUACCGUGAACCAGAACAUUGGUUACGUCAACAUAAAGGGUGAUGUUGUCAAUGAGAUAAAGAAAUAUUUUGAUGAGAACAUUGAAAGCUCUAUAUAA
This is a messenger RNA of Suhomyces tanzawaensis NRRL Y-17324, 378 nucleotides long. RefSeq names its product mitochondrial 54S ribosomal protein mL49 (gene IMG2). Gene Ontology annotation, biological process: translation. NCBI's taxonomy places the organism in Eukaryota, Fungi, Ascomycota, Pichiomycetes, Serinales, Debaryomycetaceae. The coding region runs from base 1 to 378 and encodes 125 amino acids. Gene Ontology annotation, molecular function: structural constituent of ribosome. Gene Ontology annotation, cellular component: mitochondrial large ribosomal subunit; ribosome. The transcript has a single exon. The record is from RefSeq and is a predicted model, not a curated record.